GAAAGGCAAGCCAGCCGAGCCCGACCCCAGCCACGGCGGGAGGAGAAAGCCCAGAACUUGGAGCGAGAGCGAGCGAGCCAAGUGCCUGCCCACACACAACCAGCCUCACAGGCCACAGACAGCCAGCCAGCACUUGCUUCGUGUUUGUGAAGCCGAAGCCAGCCAGUCAGGGCUGUCUGUGUUGGAAGACGCAAGCAAGCAAGCAAGCAGCAGCCAGGCGAGCCAGUAGCAACCGGCCCCCCCUCCAUCGCCGUCGACCACCAAACACUACAAUUCCAAAAUCCUACACAAACCACCCACAACCACCCCAAUCCAGCCUCGGUGCCUGCCCGAUCGAACGCAGAGCGGAUUCGAGACCCCCCCGUUCCAGACCGACGACACACGCCCGCGGCCCAACAUGGGGUUCCUGGGCGUUUACCGCGCGCUCUACGACUACACUCCCCAGUCCGAGGGCGAGCUGGCCCUGGCCGAGGGUGACCUGCUCUACGUCCUCGAGAAGAGCACCGAGGAUGCUUGGUGGAAGGCCAAGAAGCGCGCCGCCGAAGAGGAGGAGGAGGAGCCCGAGGGCCUGAUACCAAACACGUACAUCGAGGAGGUCCAACCCAAAGCCCAGGCCAGGGCCCUGUUUGACUACACGAGGCAGUCGGACGAGGAGCUCACGUUUCCCGAGGACGCCCAGCUCGCCGUCUAUGACCAAUCCGAUCCGGAUUGGAUCUUGGCCGGGUACGAAAAUGACUUUGGCUUCGUGCCCUCCAACUACAUCGAGGUCCAGGAUGGCACCGCCGCGACCGUCGAAUCAGAGCCUGCUGCUGCUGCCGCCACCGCCGCCGCCGCCUCCACCCCGCGCCCGCCAGCCCUACCCGCCAGGACUGCUGUUGAAGAUUCGCCCAUCCCGCCGCCAGCUGCCGAACCGGUCUCGCCCCCCGAGCCCAGCACCCCCGCCGGUCCGGCCGCGGCGCUGGCAGGCGUCCUGGCUGCCCGGUCCGCGUCUGCAUCUGCUCCCACGACGAGGGCUCCUCCCUCGGUUUCCCUGCCCCCAAGGCCGCAGUACACCUCAGAUGGUACCGACGACGAGGACGGGAGCUCGUCCCCGCCGCUGCCGACUAGGCCGCGGGAACAGUCGACGCGAUCCAUAGACGAGACCUCGAUGAGGUCGCCGCCUCUGCCGCAGAGGGGCUCGUCGGUCCGCCGCGACGACGACUAUGAUCGGCCACACGAAGCGCCCCUGAUGUCGCCCGGCGGGUUCCGCAUGUAUAACAUCAACGAGAUGAUGUCGGUCAUGGGCAAGAAGAAAAAGAUGCCGACGACUCUGGGCAUCAACCUCAAGACGGGCACGAUUCUGAUAGCGCCAGAACGGGCCCAGGAUGGCCCCUCGCGCGAGUGGACGGCCGACAAGAUGACACACCACUCGCGUGAGGGAAAGCACGUCUUCCUUGAGCUCGUGCGCCCCAGCAACAGUGUCGAUUUUCAUGCAGGCGCCAAGGAUACGGCCGAGGAGAUCGUGGCCGUCCUGGGCGAGCUCUCGGGCGCCGUCAAGGCGGAGGGACUCCGUGAGGUCAUCAUGGCCGGGACGUCGCCAGAGCCGCGCAAGGGCAAGGUGCUCUACGACUUUAUGGCGCAGGGAGACGACGAGGUCACCGUCGCAGUGGACGACGAAGUCAUCAUCAUCGACGACAGCAAGAGCGAGGACUGGUGGAUGGUGAGGCGGGUCAAGAACGGCAAGGAGGGCGUCGUGCCCAGCAGCUACAUCGAGGCUAUGAGCCUGAUACCACCAAGACCGGGCGGCGGCGCCGGCGCCGCGACUUCAGGCAUUAACGCCGGGAAAAACACCGUGGCGCAGAACCGGCUGGAAGAGGAACGCUUGACCAAGGAGGCCGUCCGUGCGGCAAUGAAGGACGAGUCAAGAAGACAUUCAGAGCGGAGCAGCAGCAAGAGAGAGAAUGGCUCCUCGAGCGCCCGUUCGGGGGGCAAGUCAAAGCCGGAUAUGUCCAAGGUCAGGACGUGGACGGACCGUUCAAAAUCGUUCAGCGUCGAGGCGCAGUACCUCGGCCUCAAGGAGGGUAAGAUCAACCUCCACAAGCUGAACGGUGUCAAGAUUGCCGUGCCCAUUGCAAAAAUGUCGGUCGAGGAUCUGGAGUACGUCGAGCGGGUCGAGGGUAUCUCACUAGACGAGGACAAGCCGCUGUCCAACGUCAAAAAGAACAUCGAGGCCGGCCGCAUGUCGCCGGCACUCACAGGGGCGAACAGGCUAGGAGCGUCCAUCGAGGCCAAAAAGGAGUACGACUGGUUCCCCUUCUUCUUGGGAUGCGACAUCGCUCCAGGCCUGUGCGAGCGCUACGCCCAGGCCUUCACCAAAGACUCGAUAGACGAGAGCGUGCCGCCCGACGUGGACGCCAGCAUCCUGCGCAACCUCGGCCUGCGGGAAGGGGACAUUAUCAAGGUGAUGCGCUUCCUGGAUGGCAAGUUCGGCCGGAACCGCAAGAAGGGAGAAGAGGGCGAUGGCGAAAGCCCCGGCGGGCUGUUCUCUGGUCCCGGUGGAGCUCUGAGGAACAACACAAGGCGCGGCCGGCCAGCGCCCGGGACGGCAACAAGCGAUGUUGUUGACCCCAAGGCUUUCACCACGUCGGCCACUGGAUCUAGCACGGGAGACAGCAAAUCGGCAGCAGCGGCCCCGGUCAUGACACCCAUCUCGGCGACUGGAACCACGGCCAGCGGGUUUGACGACGAUGCCUGGGACGUGAAGCCGUCGGCGAAGCGGCCAACACCCGAGCCGGCACCCGCGCCGCGUCAAGAAGCGCAGCCAACACCAGCGGCCAGCGCUCCCGCUCCUGCGCCAGCCCCUGCUCCCAAGCCGCUCAUAGCCGCCCCGACCGGCGCCAUGCAGGAGCUGUCGUUGCUCACUCAGCCCCUGCAGCCGGAAAUGACAGGUGCGCCUCCCGUUCAGACCCCGGUCCAGACGGCUCCGGCGCCGCAACAGCCUGUCACACAACCACAACCCCAAGGGGCCACGCCUUUGUUCUUCUCGACGCUGGCCCAGCAGCCGACCGGCGUGCAGGCGUCGGCUCUCAACGGCCAGCAGCAGCAGCAGCAGCAGCAGCAGCAGCAACAGCAGCAGUCUUUUGCCCGAGCAAGGCCCAUUGCGCCACAAUACACACAGGGCCAAGGAGCACUAUUGCCUCCGCCCCAGCCUGCCAGACCGCUCUCGGCUCCCCAGUCGGCUCAGCCCAGUGCCUUCACGCCACCCCCGCUGCUGCCACAGAUGACGGGCCAUGUGGCGCCUCCAGGACAGAGCCUGAACGAGAUCAACCAAGCCAGGUUACAGCAGCAGUACGCCCAGCAGAUGCAGCAGCAACAACAGCAAAUGGGCAUGGCCCCCAUGCAAGGCUUCCAGGCUCAGCCCACGGGGCAACCAGGGCUCAUGCCGCUCCAGACUGGCAUGCAGCAGCCGCAGCAGGGCUUCCAGUACAUGCAGCAACAGCCCACGGGCAUGAACAUGAACGGCAUGUUGCCUCAGCAACACCCGCAGACUCAGUUCUCGCCCAUGCAGAUGCAGGCGACGGGCUUCCCUGGCGGAUUCAACCAGCCGCAACAGCAACAGCAGCAGCAAUCGCCCUUUGGCAUGCCCGGAGCUGGUGUCAACAGCUUUCUGCCGCAGGCCAUGGAGUCACAGAGGACAGGAAUGCCGCCACAGCAGCAGCCGUUACAGCCUCAGGCCACGGGCCUGCACUUCACGCAUGGAUUCGGAAAUGCCGCCAUGGCGGCAGCACCCUUACAGCCGCAACCUACGGGACCGGCGCCUCCGGUGCGGUUCGGCGUGCAGCCCGAGGCCAGCAAGCUCGCGCCGCAGCCCACAGGGCGCCGGGCGAACCUCUCUGCCGCGACGCCGCAAAACCCCUUUGGAUUCUAAUCGAUACGAGGAGGCGAAGACGGGCCGUGUUUUGUUUGACGGGCCGGCAGAGGUUUCUGAUGGGGAUGGCCCUCUGAGACACGUGCCAGCAUGUGUCGAGUUGUCAGCUACCGUAGAUGCCCGUCGGAUCCUUCGCCACAGACAGCAGCCAAUGCAUCCACGGCACGCCCCUCACACUAGCAGCCAUCUCCUUGGACCACCCCCGGAAAGGCCCGGCCAUUCCAUGACGCGCAUAGGCUCCGCCAGCUGCGCCGUGUGCCGUCAGGGGGCUGUGUCAAGCAUCUCGGUCAAGGUUUAUCUGGUGGGGGCCGGUGGAGAGGACAGGACUGGGCUGGGCUGGGCUGGGCUGGAUGGGGCCGCACAACAAGCUCGGGGCGAUUUGUGAAGCAGCGAGGGAAAGGCCGGGCGGCCCGCCAUCGGAGGAGGGAGUCCGGCUUUUGAGAUCCCUCCUCUUGCAUCAGUCCGUCGUGUUGGGAGGCCUGGCAUAGUGGCUGGCUUGACUUGGGCGCUUGUGUCUGUCUCGGCUGGCUCAAUGUCACUCUUGACACCCCGGGACUUUGUGUGCAUGUACCUGCCGUGGAGGUUUUCGCCUCUCGGAAGGAAGGGGGACAUCACCGCCGGCCACCAUCGCCAACCCGUCUUGCUCCACGCUUCGAUACAGGACACCCAAAGCAAACCGCCUUCACCUUCAAAGACCACCCCCUCUUCAUCCUGUUGACUCUAUCUGUAUUGUUUUAUUGCUAUCAAGCUGUUCUGCCCUCUCACGUAUACUCCGUUCUUUCCACCAUCCUGCCUCCCCCGCUCACGAGGGAGCGUUGCUAAGCGAGUGAAGCUGCGGACUUUAAUUGGACACGUACCACAUAACGCAUGUAGUUAGGUCUCGUUUUUUUUUUUUAAAAUUUUAUAUCUCUAGCCUAUCGAUAUCUUUUACUCGCCUAUCUUCCUGCC
Molecule: messenger RNA, 4855 nt
Organism: Gaeumannomyces tritici R3-111a-1
Lineage: Eukaryota; Fungi; Ascomycota; Sordariomycetes; Magnaporthales; Magnaporthaceae
Product: cytoskeleton assembly control protein SLA1p
Exons: 4
Coding region: 398-3907 (1169 amino acids)
Biological process (GO): actin cortical patch assembly; regulation of actin filament polymerization
Cellular component (GO): nucleus
Molecular function (GO): protein-macromolecule adaptor activity; identical protein binding; ubiquitin binding
Source: RefSeq, a predicted model, not a curated record